Euleptes europaea (tarantolino) is the source of this 921-nucleotide messenger RNA. RefSeq names its product translocase of outer mitochondrial membrane 34 (gene TOMM34). Gene Ontology annotation, cellular component: cytosol; mitochondrion. Gene Ontology annotation, molecular function: heat shock protein binding. The transcript has 7 exons. The coding region runs from base 1 to 921 and encodes 306 amino acids. Lineage: Eukaryota; Metazoa; Chordata; Lepidosauria; Squamata; Sphaerodactylidae. The record is from RefSeq and is a predicted model, not a curated record.
AUGGCUCCCGCGCCGCGGAUCUCGGGCCUGCGGCAGGCCGGGAACGAGCAGUUCCGCAACGGGCAGUACGGGCAGGCGGCCGCGCUUUACGGCCGCGCUCUGGAGCUGCUGGACACGACAGGAGAUACAAGUGUUGAAGAGAAGAGUGUUCUUUAUUCCAACCGUGCUGCCUGUUACUUGAAGGAUGGGAACUGCAGUCUCUGCAUUAAGGACUGUUCUGUUGCCUUGGAUCUGGUCCCUUUUGGAAUCAAACCCCUGCUGAGGCGGGCAUCAGCCUAUGAAGCUCUGGAGAGAUACCAGUUAGCCUAUGUGGACUACAAAACUGUAUUACAAGUUGAUUGUACUGUACAGGCUGCACAUGAUGGUGUCAACAGAAUGACCAAGGUCUUAUUGGAAAAGGAUGGUCUCCAGUGGCGCCAGAAGCUGCCACCCAUACCAGCUGUCCCUGUUUCUGCUCAGAAAAGAUGGGAGCCUCCUCUAAGAAGCCAUGAAGCUGCUGCAAGAAGCAAAUCUAACAAUCCUGUACCUGUCACAAAGCAAGUCCCUACAGCUGCUGCCACUGAACAAGCAAAUAAGCUGAAGCUAGAAGGAAAUGAAUUUGUGAAAAGGGGCAACUAUAAGAAAGCUAUUGAAAAGUACACCGAGAGCUUAAAACUUCACAAGCUGGAAAGUACCACUUACACUAACAGAGCUCUUUGCUACUUGAAUCUGAAGCAGUGCAAGGAAGCAAUUCAGGAUUGUUCAGAAGCCCUUAAAUUAGAUGCAAAAAAUGUCAAGGCGUUUUACAGACGAGCACAAGCAUAUAAAGAGCUCAAGGACUACAAAUCCAGUGCGACAGAUAUCAACACUCUCUUGAAAAUUGAACCAAAGAACACCGCUGCUCAGAAACUACAGCAAGAAUUAAGCAAGCUCUUAAAAUAA